CUCAGGCCGAGGGCUUCAGAGAGGAGACGGGUGCGCCGCCCCGAGCUCCGCGCUCAGCCCAGCCUCCACACUCAGCGCUCAGCAAUGGCCCGGGGGCGGGGCACGGCCCUCCCCGGCUCUCAGAGGUAGCAGGGAUCCUCACCCGGGAGGUGUCAGCCCAGGCCCAGCCUCCCCAGAGACAGCACCCGGAGCUUCAUCUCUCUCCUCUCUCUGCUCGGACCCUGCCACAGGUUGCUGGGGCUGUUUGGGCUUUGGGGGACCCUGGACCAGGCCCUGGCCCAGUAGGAUGCCCCCGUGUCCUCCCCAGCAGAGCAGGAACAGGGUGACACAGCUCCCCACUCCAGAGCUGGGCGAGAUGGAACUGACUUGGCAAGAGAUCAUGUCCAUCACCGAGCUGCAGGGCCUGAAUGCUCCAACUGAGCCAUCAUUCGAGCCCCCAGCCCCAGCCCCAUACCCUGGGCCCCCACCACCCUCAACUUACUGCCCCUGCUCAAUCCACCCGGAUGCUGGCUUCCCGCUUCCUCCACCACCUUAUGAGCUCCCAGCACCUACAUCUCAUGUCCAAGACCCCCCAUACUCCUAUUGCAACAUGGCCAUACCAGUCUCCAAGCCACUGACCCUCUCAGGUCUGCUCAGUGAGCCCCUCCCAGACCCCUUGGCCCUCCUGGACAUUGGGCUGCCAGCGGGGCCACCCAAGCCCCAAGAAGACCCAGAAUCUGACUCAGGAUUAUCCCUCAACUAUAGUGACGCUGAAUCUCUUGAGCUGGAGGGGACAGAGGUUGGUCGGCGACGUGGCGAGUAUGUAGAGAUGUACCCAGUGGAGUACCCCUACUCGAUCAUGCCCAACUCCUUGGCCCACCCUAACUAUGCCUUGCCACCUGCUGAGACCCCCUUAGCCUUAGAGCCUUCUUCAGGCCCUGUGCGGGCCAAGCCCACUGCAAGGGGGGAGGCGGGGAGUCGGGAUGAACGUCGGGCCCUGGCCAUGAAGAUCCCCUUCCCUACGGACAAGAUUGUCAACUUGCCGGUAGAUGACUUUAACGAGCUGUUGGCACGGUACCCGCUGACAGAGAGCCAGCUGGCACUAGUCCGGGACAUCCGAAGGCGGGGCAAGAACAAGGUGGCCGCCCAGAACUGUCGCAAGAGAAAGCUGGAGACCAUCGUGCAGCUGGAGCGGGAACUGGAGCGGCUGGGCAGUGAGCGGGAGCGGCUUCUCCGAGCCCGAGGGGAGGCCGACCGAACCCUGGAGGUUAUGCGCCAACAGCUGACGGAGCUCUACCGGGACAUUUUCCAGCACCUGCGGGAUGAAGCAGGCAACAACUACUCCCCUGAAGAGUAUGUGCUGCAACAGGCUGCCGAUGGGGCCAUCUUUCUGGUGCCCCGGGGGCCGAAGGUGGAGGCCACAGACUGAGCUGGUCCAGAGGGGUGGGACUGGUGAUGGCGAUUUCCUUCAUUCCCUUGUGAUAAAGGUACUCCCCAACCCUGAGGCCCAGGAGCUGUGUUCUCUAGACCAGAAGGGGACAGUGGGAAACCUGGCAUUGGGAAGGUCCAAAGUGUGUUCUGUGAGGCUUGCCUUGAGGGAAGUAUGUGAGGGGAGGGCUGGAAUCUCUCUUCUGUGAUUCAGCUUCCCAGGUCUCCAACGUCCACCUCUUGUUUGAGCUUUGGUAUAUAAAGCACU
Equus quagga is the source of this 1675-nucleotide messenger RNA. It is a transcript of the gene NFE2, whose product is annotated as nuclear factor, erythroid 2. The coding region runs from base 287 to 1408 and encodes 373 amino acids. Gene Ontology annotation, cellular component: nucleus. The transcript is spliced from 3 exons. Gene Ontology annotation, biological process: regulation of transcription by RNA polymerase II. Lineage: Eukaryota; Metazoa; Chordata; Mammalia; Perissodactyla; Equidae. The record is from RefSeq and is a predicted model, not a curated record. Gene Ontology annotation, molecular function: DNA-binding transcription factor activity, RNA polymerase II-specific; RNA polymerase II cis-regulatory region sequence-specific DNA binding.